Molecule: messenger RNA, 1360 nt
Organism: Momordica charantia (bitter melon)
Lineage: Eukaryota; Viridiplantae; Streptophyta; Magnoliopsida; Cucurbitales; Cucurbitaceae
Source: RefSeq, a predicted model, not a curated record
ACUAUUCGCUUCUCCUCCCAUUUCCAUUUCAGCGGAGAGAUUCAAGAAAUCGCUUUUCUCGUCUGCGUUUCUGUUGAAGGUUUUCGCAGUUACAGUUCUCCCAUGGCUCCCUCAGCUCCGUCAAGCUCAGCCCCUGAAUUCCAAUUGCCCAAAAAACCCCUUGGUCUGUUCGCAAACGCACUGAAACGCAAGGAUAGCUUCAUUCAGUUCUUCGCCAUGACUGGUAUUAUGCUCUUAAGCGUCCGAUCUUUGGGUCAGAAGUACCGUAUCCACGACCUUCAAGAGGACACUUCGGCUCUCAAACAAGAACACGAAACCCUAAUUGACCGUAUGAAGAACAUAAAGCGCAGCCUCCUUCACGAGGCAUCCCUCGACCCCACCGGCUUCUUCGCAUCCAGGCUUCGUCUUCUCUUCAGCGAUGAAGAUUGACGGCUUUAAUUCUUCAAUCUGAUAAAGGAAUCCAUUUGCUUAAGAGUUGUAGCUGAUAGGAGAGCUGUUUGGACCCAUCUUUUCAAGUCAAAGACAUUGCUUAUUAAACCGAUUGUGCCCACAAACAAGCCAGAGGAUAACCGCCAAGGGCCCACGUCCAUGUUCAAGUGCUGGAUAAUUCUUAGAAAAAUCUCUCUAAGACUAACAUGGGACUCCCAGUCCCAACACCAAGAAUCGAUCUCGUAAUUCUUCUAAAAGUACCUAUUAAUAAAAGAGUUCACUUUGUUUCUGCCUUGUGCCCACAUGUUCUAGUGAUGCCUGCAUCAUUCUCCUUUUCUUGGAACAAAUUCCUCUAGAGUGCACCUUAUGGGACUUGAGCAUGGAAUGCCAAGUUUAUACCGAUUCAUGUAGGACAGAUGAACUAAUUCACUCAAAAGUUACAGUUGUCCUUCUGAUCACUUAUGAUCAAGUACGAUAGCAAUCACACUCUAAGCUUAUUCUGAUCGGUUUGGACCCAUCAAUUUAGAAGCGUCUCAUAUGAAUCAAUUGGGUGUCGGUGUACCCCAACAAGAGGGUGAAAAAGUUUUCGAAUGGCCCUCCCCAGGUGAUGGAUGGCAAUAUAUGGUUACUAGAGAAGCUACUUCAAACUUGUUAGAGCUGUUCAUUGAUUCUCUAGAGCUCAUCUAAAGCACCGAUCAGAUUUCUUAGUAUUUGGGGCCUUAAAAUAUUCCCAACUAAUUGCAUUCAAGGGAAGUCUGGCCAUCAAAGCUGUAGUACAAUGGCGAAAAAUUUUGACCCCUCUCUUGAGAAGAGGGUUUUUUUGUCUGAACCUUGUUUUUGAAGCGAUUUGUAGACAUAAUGAGCAUUUGAUUUGAAAAUAACUUUGCAUCUAUUGAGUUUAAAUCUAAGUGGCGCGUUAACUGGCACUGUU